Messenger RNA from Lates calcarifer (barramundi perch), 3651 nucleotides. It is a transcript of the gene fam20ca, whose product is annotated as FAM20C golgi associated secretory pathway kinase a. NCBI's taxonomy places the organism in Eukaryota, Metazoa, Chordata, Actinopteri, Centropomidae. Gene Ontology annotation, cellular component: Golgi apparatus. Gene Ontology annotation, molecular function: protein serine/threonine kinase activity. Gene Ontology annotation, biological process: protein phosphorylation. The record is from RefSeq and is a predicted model, not a curated record.
GGUCAGUACACAGUUUUUUUUUUUUCCCCUCCCUGAAUCUCGCCUUUCAUGUCACUAGUGCUACUUGUAUGUGCAGACGCAGCCAAUCUCUUCCUCAUGACGCCACCGAGGCUGGGCUCAGAGGGCUCCGAUCAUAAUAUUUAACACACCCACCCCUGGAUGAACAUUUGGAAGGAAGACAAGGCAGUGUUAAGAGGACAAAUGACAAACAGGAUCCCUGCACCUGCCAGCCAGUCCCUGAUUUGACUUCAACGAGGCUCGCAGACAACAGCAAGAAGCGGGACAGCAUCCAAGCAUCUUUACCACGGAUCACCUUGUUAUUUUCAGGGAAUUUUCAUUUUCUCUCCUGAUUAUGAAUUAAUCCCAAAUACCAGGAAGGCUGCGCUUUUAUGGACUCUACCAGUCUCUCUUGUUACUUUUCCCCUCCUAGAAGACAGUUCAGUCACAUCUCACUUCGUGCUGGCAGCAACACAAGGAAGCAUCGGUGCUUUUAACAGGACCCCCUCUCCCUCAUCUUACCUCUCCUCAGCGAUUUACUCACCGCUCCGUCCUCCUGACACUGUGUCCUGUUCAACAACGCAAUGAAUGAAGAGCACUUUUUGAGCCUCUGCCAGUGAAGUGCUCACAAUGUGUCGGUGUGUCCCACCGGUCUUGGAAGAAUUGGGACUGUUGUAGAAAAUAAAAAGACUGAGCGCAUCAUGGAGUUGUUAACAUAGGCUGACACGCAUUAUGUGUGCAGUGAUCAGAGUAAAUCCUCCAACCAACAUCGCUGCUUUGUCAUCGAGUAAUAUUCUUGGACAUCAAUGUCGGUGCCGUAAGGUGCGCUGCGCUUAAAGGUCCUGCUCAGUGUAAAGAAGAAGAAAAAAAAUGAUCAAGAUGAUAUUGUUCCGUAAAUUCCGAGUGUUGAUACUCAUGGUGUUUUUGGUCGCGUGCACCAUGCACAUCAUGAUAGACUUGUUACCGAAACUAGAGAAGCGGGCGGCGGGAGCGGACAGCGGAGAUGGCGGCUGUCAGUGCGCUCAUCACCCGGGCGCGGAGACGCAGGGCUGGGGGAAGCAGCGCGCCAGGUCGGCGGCGGAAGCGGGCUGGCCUAACAAGCACACGCUGAGAAUCCUGCAGGAUUUCAGCAACGAGCCGAGCUCCAACCUCACGUCCCACUCCCUGGAAAAGAUCACGGCGGUCGGGGACAGAUCGGACUCCCUCAGGCGGACGAGACAGUCGGCGGCGGACCACAAGCCGCUCAUCGGGGGCGAGCGGGGUCGGGGGACCGUCCCUGCCCACGGUGUCUCCCGGCUGUCUGCUCUGUUUGAGCAUCCCCUAUACAAGGUUGACCUUCCUCCCCUCACGGACGAUGAUACUUUGUUCAACGUUAACACUGACAUCAGGUUUUAUCCCAGAGCAACAGGGAACCAAGGAUGGCACAAUGAGGAGGGGAACGAAGAGGAGGAGGAGUUCUCUCCAACGGGAGAGGUGACGGCAGAGUCCUACCCCAACUGGUUGCGUUUCCACAUCGGGAUCAACCGCUAUGAGCUGUACGCCAGACACAGUCCUGUGCUGGACGCCCUGCUGAAGGACCUGGUCACACAGAGGAUCACCAGCGUUGCCAUGAAAUCGGGAGGCACCCAGCUGAAGCUCAUCAUGACUUUCCAGAACUAUGGACAAGCGCUAUUCAAGCCCAUGAAGCAAACGCGGGAGCAGGAAACCCCUCCAGACUUCUUCUACUUCUCUGACUUCGAGAGGCACAACGCUGAGAUUGCUGCUUUUCACUUAGACAGGAUCCUUGACUUCCGGAGAGUGCCCCCGGUGGCAGGACGGCUUGUCAACAUGACGAGGGAGAUCAGAGAUGUGACGCGCGAUAAGAAACUGUGGAGGACCUUCUUCAUCUCUCCAGCCAAUAACGUCUGCUUCUAUGGGGAAUGCUCCUACUACUGCUCCACUGAGCAUGCUCUGUGCGGGAAACCAGACCAGAUCGAAGGCUCACUGGCAGCCUUCCUGCCAGACCUGAACCUGGCCAAACGCAAGACCUGGAGAAACCCCUGGAGACGCUCCUACCACAAACGCAAGAAAGCAGAGUGGGAGGUGGACCCAGAUUACUGUGACGAGGUAAAGCAGACGCCCCCGUAUGACCGUGGCACUCGACUGCUGGACAUCAUGGACAUGACCAUCUUUGACUUCUUAAUGGGUAAUAUGGAUCGUCAUCAUUAUGAAACAUUUGAGAAAUUUGGAAAUGAAACUUUCAUCAUUCACCUAGACAACGGAAGAGGGUUUGGAAAACAUUCCCAUGAUGAGCUGUCCAUCCUGGUGCCCCUCAGCCAGUGCUGCAGAGUGAGGAAGUCCACGUACCUGCGUCUCCAGCUGCUGGCCAAAGAAGAGUAUCAGCUGAGCUCUCUGAUGGAGGAGUCUCUGCUGCGUGACCGACUGUCCCCCGUCCUCAUCCAGCCUCACCUCCAGGCCAUGGACCGCAGGCUCCGGCUGGUGCUGCAGGUCCUCGGGGGCUGCAUGGAGAAAGAAGGCUACGUCAACGUCGUGGAGGAGGAUUUAGUAGGGGACACAGCCACCCACAGGAGCCCAGGUCACAGGUAGUGAGGGCGAGGCUUGAGGGUGACGGGGACCACCGGUGAGACACAUGGACGAUGGACCACAACUGUGGCCAUCUGACCAAUGGGGUUGGACCAAAAAUCCCACCUCUCAUAUCAAGCUGAAUUCAGUGAAUUCUAAGACUUGCCAACAUUGCCUCUAUGGAACCUGCUUGUAAGUGUGUUUAUAGGAGAAACGGUCCACAGAUACAAUGAAAGACUGUGCUCACACAGAGGCUUUGUAUUUGUUAGAUACAGAUGUAUUUUUGUUUUACCAGAUGUUGUUUAAGACAUAAAGGAACCACAGCUAUGUUCUGAUUUUGUCCUGUUUGUUUUGACUAUGGAGGGUAUCAGCUUGUUUUAUGUGUUAUUAUAUCAGUGCAUAACCAAAUGAGAACUUACACUGACUGGGCAUCUUAUGGUCAAACAAUAAGCUUUAUCAGUUAUAUCACAAUGUAUGAAAAGGUUAAGAAAGUGUGUGGAAGUUUUGAGUCAACUAUAUCAGCUGGAAAAGUUAUGUCAGACUUGGGAGAAACAACUUCAACCAGGAGAAAAAAAGAGUUUCCUAAUAGUGUGUUCUCUUUAUCUAUCUUUAUAAGCUUUUGUCUUGGCACAGACUUGGAACAGACAGAUUGAAAAUGCUAUUCUGAGCAGCAUAAAUCUGAGCUCAAGUAUGUUUCUCACUGUAGUUCAAACAGUACCUUCACUUUGCCUUAUUCCAAUUUUCUAUCUCUCUUUUUUUUUUUAACUUUCCCCAUCUCCUCUGCAAGUUUAGCUUGCACUACACGCAGUACAACAGCACAACUCGAAAAUAUUAUUCUCCAAACCAAAAAAUAUUCUAAAUGUAAAGAAUGGAGCCCACACUGAGGUGCGGGUUAGUGUUUAUGAAAUGGUGUGUCACUUCAUUCAAAUGCACUACCAUCCUUACCUGCAAACCUGAAACAUUUAGUAUUGUCUGCUAUGAUAUAAUUUUACAAUUUUGCAAUGCAAAAUGUUACAGUUUGUAUGUUGUUUCAUUUUUAUGAGAUUUCAUGUCCAAAUGACUAUUUAUUGGUGCGUUACAAAGAGUGAAAGU